Messenger RNA from Oreochromis aureus, 3651 nucleotides. Its product is annotated as eukaryotic translation initiation factor 5A-1. Gene Ontology annotation, molecular function: ribosome binding; translation elongation factor activity; RNA binding. Bases 429 to 896 code for a protein of 155 amino acids. The record is from RefSeq and is a predicted model, not a curated record. NCBI's taxonomy places the organism in Eukaryota, Metazoa, Chordata, Actinopteri, Cichliformes, Cichlidae. The transcript has 5 exons. Gene Ontology annotation, biological process: positive regulation of translational elongation; positive regulation of translational termination.
CCCAUGCCCUGACAGUGGUGGGGAGCUGGAUGAGGGAAGAGACGGAGAAGGUGGAGUGCAGGGUACAGCCAGUACAUACAUAGCGGGGUGUAGGGCUCUGAUUCUUUUUGGGCCAGGCGGCUGAGUUUAGCGGCGGUGUACCUCUUUACGAGGUAAACUGCUCUCUGGGACAGGACAGGUGUGCUAAAAGACCCGGAAUGAAAGCGGAAUAAAGGAGGUAGCGAAUAGCUUUUUGUUUGUUUGUUUGGAGGAAAAAAAAGAGAGACAGUGGGGGACUUCGCAAACGAGCCACCAAGGAGGAAACAGGCUCCGGGCCAGACGACCCGUUAGCACGGACACUGAGAGGCAAAAGAGGAGGAGGAGGAGGAAUAAGGGGAGAAAGGCUGAUAAGUGACACAGGAGAGGAGACCCAUUAUCACUAGGCAGGCAUGGCAGAUGCAGAGCUGGAUUUCCAGACUGGUGAUGCUGGGGCAUCCGCCACCUACCCCAUGCAGUGCUCUGCCCUGCGCAAAAACGGCUUUGUUGUCCUGAAAGGCCGACCCUGCAAGAUUGUCGAGAUGUCCACCUCCAAGACUGGCAAGCACGGCCACGCCAAGGUGCACUUGGUUGGCAUCGACAUAUUCUCUGGUAAGAAGUAUGAAGAUAUUUGUCCCUCCACUCACAACAUGGACGUCCCCAACAUCAAGAGAAUGGAUUACCAGCUGAUCGGGAUCCAGGAUGGCUACCUGUCUCUGCUCCAGGACAGUGGAGAGGUGAGAGAGGACCUGAAGAUCCCAGAGGGAGACCUGGGAAAGGAGAUAGAGAGCAAGCAUGAAGCCGGAGAGGAGAUCCUGAUCACCGUCCUAAAUGCAAUGGAUGAAGAAGCUGCGAUUGGCAUCAAAGCUUUGGGGAAAUAAGCCCGUGCAGGUAAAUGCAGAGCUGCAGCUGUGGCAGCACGCAGCUGUUCUCUACCCGCAACCGCCGCCCUGACCCCAGCCUGCCUGAAGACAAGUGUGUGUGCGCUUAUGAGUGUGUCUCAUGUAAAAUUAUGUAUGCGCGUGAGUUCGGUCAUUACACCACGAACCACCAGCAUGCUCCAUGCCAGUGCGAUGUGUGUGUGAAGCCAUGUACAGAUGUUGUACGUCAGUGGAGCAAGGGGAAGGCAACUCUGGACAUCAAGAUCCGAGGCUGAGGCCUUUGCUAUUAUUAAAAAUAAAUAAACAUGACCUUAUUUACAAUUAUUUACAAUUACAAAUAUGCACUAUACUGGAAAUAUCCAUGUUUUUAAAUAUGAAUGCGUGUUUUUCUCUAUAUACUUGUUUGGACUGGAUAUAUUAGUGAUGUCACUUGACAAAAUGUAACAAAUUCUGCAAAUUUUUUUUUAAAUUUAAUACUGUAUGAGGUGGUGGUUACAGAGCAGGGUGACCUGGUGGAUUUGCCUACCCCUUUAAAGAAACAGUUUCACCCCAAAUCCAAUAUGUGUUUCCACCGGUAGUGCUGUUUAUGAAUCUAGGCUGUUUAAGCGUGAGUUGGCUGGUUUUGGAGAUAUCGUACAGUGGAACUAAAUGCCCCUCUGCUUGCUGUAAAGCACUAAAAAAUAGAAAUUUAAAAAGUCAGCAGAAUCCAUGACAGUGUGUUACGUCCCCUAACACACAUCAUUGAAGGAAAGAAAGAAAAAGAAUAGAAAAAUGUUAUUACCUUUCUGUGAGCAGUUUCAUGUAGGAACUAUUUUGUUUCUCUGGAACUACAACCGUGCUGUGCAGAAGGACAUGUGGCUGUACCUGAGGUGAGACGCUCGAACUAGGGGCACCUUGUAAACACUGAUCCUCCCGCCUUGGCUUAGCUGUCAGAAGUAGCCCACUGCUAGCUAGUCAUAGCAAGCUGUUGAGCUACUGGAUACUGUUGAUUGACAUAUAUCCUAGUAGUAAAUACCUUACGUUACCAAGGCAACUGGAGUUUGUUAAAUCUAUAAAGCAAUGCACGACUGGCAGAUUUCUUCCUGUGUUGAUGCAGUUAUUAAUAAUUGGCUAAUUAGCUAUCUGCAUUCUUUCUUUCCUUGUCAACAUUUUGGUGUUUCUUAAUAUUUAGUCUUGGAUGAAAAAUAGUUAUCCGCCCACUAGACAUACUUCUUAGUUCUUCUUAGACUUUAUAACAAGAAAAAGUUAGGUCGACAAUGUUUCAUAUUAUCCUUUUGUCAAGGAAAACAAAACAUUCCCAACUGAGAGACCGAUCAGAACAACAAGAAAUAGGACACACACUGAGGAUAAAUUGAACUCCUGAUCUCUCACUCGGUGGUUGAUUUAUUUUCCUACUGAGCUAACAGAUAAAACAAUGAGGCAAUUACAUCACAGGGUUUUUAAUGCUAACACUGGGGGAGCACAAAAGCGGUGCUCGUAACUACAGGCCAACUGAUUUAUUGAUAAUAUGGUGAUAUGCUGGUAUUUUAUCAGCCAUUAUUAGUUAUUUUGCUAUCAGUAAAAGUAAAAGUAAAAAAGAGAUGGGAGAAACACUCUACAACCAUGUUGCGAAUGUUGAUAUUGCAAAGUGUGUCCAGCAGAGGGCACUGUUGAACUCGCAAACAGUAUGCUGCAUACUGCAAGCAGCUGAUUCGAGCAGUUUGGACAAAGCGUAAGCAAGACAGUAAACUUAAAAAUAAAAACUACGUUGAUAAACUAAAAACAAUAAACCACAACAUGUUUCGUGUGUGUGAAAUAAAAAAAAUUGGUCGAUAUAUUGAAAUAUCGGAUUUUUAAGACACCAAGUAUCAGUAUCAGUUUUAACAGUCCAGCUAAGCGAAGUUCACCUGCAACAAACAAGACAGAAUGUACUUGUAGAGAAAUGUAAUUAAAAUAAAAUAAAUAAUAAUUAUCUGUGUGCGUGGAGUAGACUUUGUGUAGCGGUGUCUACACGGCCACCUUGUAGCCAAAACAAAGCAGACACUAAGCUGCUUCGCUGCAGUAAUAUGAUCUGCAUUCUUGCUUUGAAUUAAGGGAACUCCAUUCUUCGUGGAAACAUCAACAUGUUGCCGUCACACCGUGAUCAGGUUUGACUGCAAACACAGCAUGCUUCGUGGGUCGCAGUGUUCAAAUUGGAACCUCAGAAAAUAGUCCGUGCAUUAAACUGCUCACAUCGAGGCUUGUUGACUUUUUUUACGCAUAGCCAGGUCAUAAUUUCUGUUCAGAUACUUUACUGCUGGCUUAUAUAAAUACAUUAUUUUGGCACUAUGAUCAUUACAUUCAGGUCAUCUCUACAGCCAGGACUGGGCAACUCAUGCCAGAACAAUCUAGAUGGAUAAAAAACACCACAAACCCGAGGAAAACAUAUACAAGUUUGUCAAACUUGUGUUUCACGGUAACACUAUUAAGAGCAUGUGUAUCAUUCUUAUGUAGAAAUAUAAAUGAAAAGCUGAAAGUUAAUAUUGUAAUAUUUGAUCAGUGUUUAUCUUUUUCCUGUGGGUUACACUUUAUUUUACAGCCUGUUACUUCCUGUGUUUCUUAAGAAGCAGCUCGCAGCCCUGUUGUAAUUGUCGGGUCAAACCUGUUUUAUGCACUUUCUUUCCUGUAAUUCGCCUCCACACUGUGGGCUGUAGAAUAAAGUCACUGUUUUUUGUGCAAUGUUUCCUCUGCAGAGGCCAGUUAAACCAUCUCAUUAAAGUACAUCUCUAAGGACAUA